ACAAGUCAUUUUACUGCUAUUGAUAUCAAUUUAAUCAUCAUGAGCGACUCUACUAAACCAGCCAAAAGCAAGUCUACUAAGCUCAAGGCUCCUCGUAGCCAUCCCAAAUACAGCGAGAUGGUUGCCAGCGCUAUCAAAUCCCUGAAUCAAAAAGGUAGUUCGUCUAAAGCUGCUAUCAUGAAGUACAUUGCCGCCAAUUACAAAGUUGGAAACAAUACUCCCCGGAUCAACUGUAACGUCAAACUUACUCUGAAACAAGGUGUUCUGAAGCGCACUCUUGCUCAAACAAAAGGUGUUGGCGCCAGCGGUUCUUUCAAACUCCGCAAGACUGAAGUCAAAGGUGACAAGAAAGAAAAGGUGAAGAGGCCCGCCAAGGUCAGCAAAAAGCCUGCUAAGAAGAACAAAUCAGUGAAACCUAAGAAAGCAUCAUCAAAGUCUGCCAAAUCCUCUAAAUCCAGGAUAGUCAAACCCAAAAAGGCUGGCGCCAAGAAGCAAGUGAAGAAGACGAAGAUGUAG
Octopus sinensis (East Asian common octopus) is the source of this 516-nucleotide messenger RNA. RefSeq names its product histone H1-delta-like. The record is from RefSeq and is a predicted model, not a curated record. Gene Ontology annotation, molecular function: nucleosomal DNA binding; structural constituent of chromatin; double-stranded DNA binding. The transcript has a single exon. Gene Ontology annotation, biological process: nucleosome assembly; chromosome condensation; negative regulation of DNA recombination. Gene Ontology annotation, cellular component: nucleus; nucleosome. Lineage: Eukaryota; Metazoa; Mollusca; Cephalopoda; Octopoda; Octopodidae. The coding region runs from base 40 to 516 and encodes 158 amino acids.